AUGACAAGUUGGGGCGUCAAUGCGAGUGUGACUUUCCAGCAUGUGGAGAGGAAAGAAUUGAGCACUCGCCUCGUUUGUCGCCGCGCCGAAAGCUUCGUUGAGCGACAGAAUCUUGGAGGUGCCCACCACGUCCCAGGUGUUCACCUCAGCAUCAACUUUGAGCGCUAUGUUUACCUUCAAUUCUCUCAUGGCUUCUCUCUUUGGAGGCAAGAUCGCCUGAGUCAGCCAGAAAUUGCAAUUAUGCGACUUGUCAAUCAUGUUACCGAUCGAGAGGGCUGGCAGCACCUCGUCCGCGACUUUUCCUCCUGUCGAGCGUGGAAAGAGGAAGCCUUUGAGAAUAUUUUUCCCAGAGACAAUUCGAUUUGGGAAUGGUGCUUAUUCGAGCUUCAAAAGAAAGCUACCGAAUUUAUCGGCGGCUUGUCACGCUCCGUGUUUGUCUUGGACUCUGCUUCAAGAAUUUGCAAGUCUGAUCGCUUCGUGGGCAGCCACUUUGCUACAAAACUCAAACGGCAUGCACAGUCUCUCCAUCUUUCACCUUGGAUGUUUCCAUUCACUUUUGAAAUCUCUCCCAUUCGAACAGAUGGUCACUUUAUUACCCGGGACAACUUUCUAGACUCCAUUACCGUAGGAGGCAUUCGUCGUUUGUCCUUUUGGGAUCCUGACGCCAUGCACAACGGCCACCCAUCAUACUAUUCAGGCAAAUCACAGUGGCUGGCGACGGACGUCAGGUUCUCGUCCAAUAGUGGCGCUAUAAGUAUCAUUUCGCCUGUGAAUAAUCUGCAUCCGGUCAGGCACAAGCCUAUAUACACGGCAGUAGAAUAUUUAGUGUCCGACUUAAUCGACGACUGGAAUCAGACGUUGCUCUACAAAACCUUGGCACGGGGUGUCUCGCGGAUUCAGCCAAAUCCUUUCAAGUGCGAAGCUUGCUCUGACGGCAAUUUCCACUUGUGCUCAUGCUCUGUCGAAUUUCGAGAGUCGUCGGCCUGGGCAAACGACCGACAGAAUAACGUGGAGCCAAAUGCCUGGUUCGAACGCGGAUGGAAUCCUGUCAUGGCCCUGGAUGGAAAAUACGCCAGCUCGAGAAGAAUUUACGACAAUGUGUCUCUACGCGACGGCUUCAGAGAUCGUGGGUUGCAGAUCUAUCUGGAAAUAAUGACUAUCAACCUGGACAAAGGCGGCAGCGUUUCUCCGGAGAGCGCACGAUACCUAUGUUGGGAUCUCAACGGCAAUCGCAACGAACGAAUUGUCGCAACCACCGUCAUGUGUUUGCAUCGAGAGAACCUUCAUCCUGUCUCGGGCGGUAUCAUAUUCCGCACAGAAACAAAGCGCAACACCUGGGAAGACAGAGGGAAGAGCUGUCAGAGUCGGGGCUCCGAGAGGCCUCCCGCUCCCGGCCCUGGGGUUCGCCCAGGCCCGACAAACACUUUCGAGCCUGCAAGUCGAAAAACGCCGUCUUUUCAGGAGCUCGGUACGAUCAAGCUGCCCGAGGGCCGGAUGGUGACUUAUCCCAAUACACUCCAGCACAAGUUCGAAGUGCCCAUUCUGGAAGAGCCGUCGCGAUCCGGCUAUAUUCAACUUCUACAGCUUCAUCUAGUGGAUCCUCAUUAUAUUGUUUGUUCGACACGCUUCGUGCCGCCCCAAAACCUCGAGUGGUGGAAGGAAGCAAUUGACUAUCAGAGAAUCUGCCGCAUGUCACGAAUUCCCCCGGAAGUUUCCAACAUGGUUAUUGAAUGUCUACUUGUACCUGAAAAGUGGUUGAACAGGCGCAAACGAGUUCGUGGUCUCCAGCACUACUGGCGAUCCACGUCCAUGUGGCUGGACAGCAGCCAGCCGCGACAACCCCCUAUCAGUGAAAAGAUGUACGACCAGGCAGGCGCUCUCACAGUGUGGAUUCGAACCGUGCUCCGUGGUGCAACGCCUGUUGAUGAUCGUGACCCGCGCGACCUGUUUGCUAUCCUUUCUUCAGAAACGGAGGAUGAAGAUGCAGACGUCAUCGGAAAGGAUGCCGCGAAUGAUAUUCCAGAUGUAGAGGAGCGCUACAUGCGGGACUUUGACAUUCCCCUGAGUGUUACUGUUUCGUCAGCUAGCGCAGGAAGCACCGAUGGGGGAGAACUACCCGCUCGAUCCAGAGGCAGUGGUAAUAGUAGUGGCCUUGUCAAUGGCGACGAUGAGGACGGAGAUGGAGGUAGUGACGAGGCUCCGAGCAGUGACGAGGCUCCGAGCAGUGACGAGGCUCCGAGCAGUGACGAGGCUCCAAGCAGUGAAGGAGCAGUCAAUGCUACGGAGGUGCAAGAUGGAGACGUCGGAGAGGAUGAGGACGAUAACAACAAUUAUGUCGACGCGGUACCUGGCUUCACUCUGGCAGAGCUUGCGGAAAUUCAGGCCCAAGAGCAGUCUACGCCACCAGAGGAGCUAGAGUUGUACGAAGAUGCGACGUCGCAGGCUGACGAGACGGAACCAGACAUUAUGGAGCAGUAG
Molecule: messenger RNA, 2478 nt
Organism: Cordyceps militaris CM01
Lineage: Eukaryota; Fungi; Ascomycota; Sordariomycetes; Hypocreales; Cordycipitaceae
Exons: 4
Coding region: 1-2478 (825 amino acids)
Source: RefSeq, a predicted model, not a curated record